This is a messenger RNA of Amphimedon queenslandica, 2195 nucleotides long. RefSeq names its product deleted in malignant brain tumors 1 protein-like. NCBI's taxonomy places the organism in Eukaryota, Metazoa, Porifera, Demospongiae, Haplosclerida, Niphatidae. The coding region runs from base 33 to 2063 and encodes 676 amino acids. The record is from RefSeq and is a predicted model, not a curated record. The transcript has 12 exons. Gene Ontology annotation, cellular component: membrane.
ACCUGCCUCUGUACGGCAGGGUGUAGCUGAUUAUGAAGUAUCUUAGUAUCUUUGCUCUCUUUGUGGCUUUGUUCUCUUCUGCUCAGGGCCAAUAUCGUGGAACUGUUCGACUAGUUAAAAAUGGAGUUUCCUUAUCGAAUUUUUCAUCUGGAAUAGUUCAGAUCUAUUACGGUCCAAGCGGUUCUUACAUGACCAGUUGGGGCAAUAUUUGUGAUGAUAGUUCAUUUGAUUAUAAUGAAGCUAAUGUCAUUUGUAACCAGUUGGGGUAUGAUGGAGUAUCAACCUAUGGUAGAGCUGGUAACACAACAAGCUAUGGAACUGAUGCUGCUGCUACAAUUGUUGAUGAUGUUGACUGUUUCAGUAGUAGCUAUUUGACACUCCAGCAAUGCAGCCUUUCAACAGAUAUUAAAUCCUCUUGUAUCAGUGACAGUGAAGAUGUCUAUGUAUCAUGCUAUACUACUAGAAUCUGGGAAAAUCCUUAUCCUGGACAGAUUCGUCUACAAGGAGGUACUUAUACAAGUUUUGGUAGACUGGAAGUAUAUUGUAAUGGACAGUGGGGUACAGUAUGUGAUGAUAGCUUUGAUGCAACUGAUGCUAGAGCUGCCUGCCGUCAGUUAGGAUACAGUGAUUACACCCCAUAUGUGUCUGGAAACUUUGCUGGGCCUAGUUCUCAACCUAUUUGGUUGAACAAUGUCACUUGUAGCAGCACUUCAAAUUGUCUUGCUACUUGUGAAUCUUGUCCAGCUACACAAUAUCAUAACUGUGGGCACAAUAGAGAUGUGGUUUUAGGAUGUGAAUUUGAUGAUUUCUAUAUUUUUUCCAGCAAUACACUGAGGACAUGUCAAUAUGCUACAUUGCCAGAUCGUGGAACUGUUCGACUAAUUAGAAAUGGAGUUUUCCUAUCAACUUAUUCAUCUGGAAUAGUUCAGAUUUAUUAUGGUUCAAGUUCCUCCACUGCAAGCAGAUGGGGCAAUAUUUGUUAUGAUACUUCAUUUGCUAGCACUGAAGCUAAUGUCAUUUGUAACCAGUUGGGGUAUAAUGGAGUAUCAACCUAUGGUGGAGCUGGUAGCACAACAAGCUAUGGGACUGAUACUGCUGCUACAGUCCUUGAUGAUGUGAACUGUUUCAGUAGUAGCUAUUUGACACUCCAGCAAUGCAGCCUGUCAACAAUUAUCAAAUCCUCUUGCACCAGUGACAGUGAAGAUGCAUAUGUAUCAUGCUAUACUACUAGAAUCUGGAAUAAUCCUUAUUCUGGACAGAUUCGUCUACAAGGAGGUACUUAUUCAAGUUAUGGUAGACUGGAAGUAUAUUGUAAUGGACAGUGGGGUACAGUAUGUGAUGAUAGCUUUGGCUCAACUGAUGCUAGAGUUGCCUGCCGUCAGUUAGGAUACAGUGAUUACAGCACAUAUACUGGAAAUCUUGCUGGGUCUAGUUCUCAACCUAUUUGGUUGGACAAUGUCAUUUGUACCAGCAGCACUUCAACUUGUCUUGCCUAUUGUGAGUCUUGUCCCUCUUCACAAUAUCAUAACUGUAUUCAUAGUGAAGAUGUUGCUUUGGGAUGUGAAUUUGAUAGUUCCUAUACUUCAUCCACUAAUACACUGAGUACCUGUCAAUAUGCUGACUCUUUAUCAUCAGUUACUAGCAGCAUUGCUGCUAUCAUUGGAGGUGUUAUUGCAGGAAUUGUUGUAUGCAUUGCUAUUAUAGUAGCAAUACCAAUAUGCAUAUGUUGCUGUUUGGGUGUUGGAAUUGGUGCUGCUGCUCGUGGCAGUAAUAGAACUACAGCAACUGUUGUUACUGGAGCAGCUACUACAACUGAUGUUGUUGCUGUAUCAACCACCACUACUAAUACUAGUAAUCUUGCUGCACCUCCUCCUCCUGCUUAUGAUCAACAACCACCACCUCCUGCAGCUUAUCCUGCUACUGGUUAUGAUGCAGAAAAAGCUCCUUAUCCACCUCAGCAGGGAUAUCCUGCUCAGCCUGGCUAUCCACCACAACAGGGAUACCCUGCUCAGCCUGGUUACCCUCCACAGCAGCAGGGUUAUGGUUAUCCUCCUCCUUAUUAAGGACUUGUGCCAACUGAUUGAGAGUACAUUUAUUAACAUUUUGUGUGUUUAGUUAUUGUGCUUCUUUUUGUAGUUUUGUAGUAGAAAAAUUUUUAGUUGCUUUUUAAUCUAGUGACAUUUACAGACAUAAAA